UGGUAAAAGAGUGAAAUUUAUAAUUUACGGAGUAUAAUAAAAAGAGAUGGGAAAAAAUGUAGAGAACGGAAUGUCAAAACAACCAAAACAAAAGAGUAAAAUAACAAAGAGUAAAAUUGAAGAAGAAAGCAAAAAAAAGUCACGAAUAGAACUAUGCAUUGGCAGCUUCAUGCCAAAGGAGAGCAACAACAUUUCUCCAGCAGACCAGCAGUUCACCAGAGGAGUAGCUUUUGCUGACAUAUGCGUCCAUAGUCCCUUGAAGAGUUAUCCAGCGUUAAAGCAGGGUGCGGUGGCCGGUGGUGGACGGCGGUCACCAGCUCCCGACGGCGGAUGGAGGCUCCCAGCGGUGGUCGCCAGCUCCUGAUGGCGGAUGGCGGCUCCAGGCAGCUGUUGCGGCAGCUCCAAGCGGCGGUCGCCAGCUCCCGAUGGCGGAUGGCGGCUCCAGGAAGCAAUUGCGGCAGCUCCCAGCGGUGGUCUAUAAAAUUGAUGGUGGCCGAUGGAUGAAUCGAUUAAUGCAUUUGCUAAUUGCGGAGUACACCUUCUCCUCUUCUCAUGUAGUGAAUCGGGCGCAGGGGGUCGGGGACUCACCUUUUGUACGGAACUGGAGAGAGAGUUUGUUGCCUCAGCCCACGAAGACUACUCCGUAUGAAUGCAGGGGUAAUUUGGUCCCUUUGAUAAACUUUAGUCCUAUUUAGGUUUAUAAAAGCAAUAGGUCCUAUUUAAGUACAAAGGCCAUGUUUUAGUCCUAUUGGAGUCUUUCUCCCUAUAUUCAUUCGUACAUUCUAGACAUCACACGAAUAAGACAACUUUGACAUAACAUUACUUCUGUAUAGACAUACGUUUAAUAUGGCAUUAGAGCAGUGAUCCCCGGACUGCGCUCUCUGACCUUCGACGGCAAUGACAAUCGACGCGACCAUCUCAACAGCUGAUGGAACUAGACGGAAUCAUGAAAUGAUACGUACUAAUGCGAUUGAUUUAGGUGGAGUCUCACUGGAAAAGACACAAACGAUGACAAAUUCCAAGGAUGAUGCAUGUCCUCUACCACGAUUUGCUAAUGAACAGUGGGAAGGUUUGCUUACUCUCAUUGAGAAUUUUAGGGCCGCAUCUUUCGAUGCAAAACUGUCCGGUAAAGGAUGUAAGGUAAAAUGGCAUUCAGGAGUCUCAUAUCACAUGACAGGUUGUGCUCAACUUAUGAUCUUUAACAAAAAAAUUAACACCAAUACCAGUGAGCAUGCCGAACGGCGAAACCACACAUGCGACAAGUGUGGGAGAUGUACAUUUAAGCCCUGAGAUUGUAAUUAAAAAUGUUCUCCAUGUACCAGGACUUAAGUGUAAUCUUAUUUCUAUAGGCCGGUUGAUCAAUGACUUGAAAUGUGACAUAUAUUUUACUAAUGAAAUUUGUGUGAUACAGGAUCGAACUUCGGGAACGCCGAUAGGAGCAGGUAUACGACAAGGGGGUGUACUAUUUCCACAGUUUGGAAUUGGCCAAGUCUCAUUCGGUGACUACGGAAGAACAAGGUGAAUUAUGGCAUUUACGAUUAGGGCACUCGUCCUUGAAAGUGAUGAAAUCUGGCAUGAAUAAUUUAUUGGUUAAAAUUAACAAGACGUGUGAUGUGUGUUUGAGGACUAAACAAACACGUGAUUUGUUUUCUAUUAGUACAACAAAAGUUGUUGAACCAUUUGAAUUAAUUCACUGUGACAUAUGGGGUCCAUAUCGACACCCAGCUACAUGUGGUGCACGCUAUUUUUUUAACUAUUGUUGACGAUUUUUCCCGAGCUGUGUGGGUGCACUUGAU
Cuscuta epithymum is the source of this 1796-nucleotide messenger RNA. The record is from the annotation of a GenBank genome assembly. NCBI's taxonomy places the organism in Eukaryota, Viridiplantae, Streptophyta, Magnoliopsida, Solanales, Convolvulaceae.